AGAAUUUAGACAUACUGUGAGUGAUAUGUGAACAUUCAUACAGACUCAAUGAUAUAGUAGGUGAAACUGAUGAUGUAGUGGAGAGAGAAGAAGUUGAGGGAAGACGUAGAGGGAGGACCAGGCGGUAGUGAAGAUGGCUGGAACUAGAGAAUCCUAGAAUGAUGGCUGAAUCUGAAUGUGGAUAUCUCAGAAUGGAUGACCAAGAAAACCGCCCAAUAUUUGUAGUAGGAGAUGAUUCCACUUUCAGUCAGCUUUAUAUGGAAAGCCAUGAAGAUAUUGCCGCCAUCACAGUGGGCGUGUGCGCCAUGGCCAAGAAGUGUAACUCUAAACCUAUGCGUGAGAUUCUACAACGCCUGGAGUUGUUUGAACACAUCAAGACUCUGGUUUUUGAGGAGGAUGUCAUCCUUAAUCACCCUAUUGAGGAUUGGCCAGUUGUUGAUGUCCUCAUCUCUUUCUUCUCCCAAGGCUUUCCCCUUGAUAAGGCCAUUGCGUAUAAGAAUCUCCGCAAGCCGUACAUAGUGAAUGACUUGGAGGCACAGAAGAUCCUAUUAGACAGGAGAUUGGUCUAUGAAAAGUUGGAAGCAGAAGGUAUCAUUCAUCCUAGAUAUGCCAUACUAAACAGGGAGGGAAAUGGAACAGCCAAAUGUCAGUACACCGAUGCAGAGGACUGUAUAGAGGUGAAUGGUGUUGUGUUUCACAAACCGUUCGUGGAGAAGCCUGUGUCUGCUGAGGACCACAAUGUAUAUAUCUACUUUCCUGUGGCAGCUGGUGGAGGAAGUCAGCGACUGUUUAGGAAGGUUGGACCCCGCAGCAGUGCCUAUUACCAAGUAAAUCGUGUGCGACAGACCGGCUCCUACAUCUAUGAGGACUUCAUGCCUACAGAUGGAACAGAUGUGAAGGUAUAUACAGUUGGUCCUGAUUAUGCACAUGCUGAGGCGAGAAAGUCACCAGCUUUAGACGGGAAAGUAGAGCGAGAUAAGGAUGGCAAAGAAGUGAGAUUUCCAGUGAUUCUGAGUGCUAAAGAAAAACUCCUGGCCAGGAAAGUGUGUCAGGCAUUCAAGCAAAACGUGUGUGGCUUCGAUCUUCUCAGAGCCAGCGGCAAAUCUUAUGUCUGUGAUGUCAACGGGUUUAGCUUUGUGAAAAACUCAAUCAAGUAUUAUGAUGACUGCGCAAAAAUACUAGGGACAAUGAUAAUGCGUGCACUUGCCCCACAAAGACACAUACCUUGGGUUUUAGGAGCAGCCCCAGAGGAUAUUCCUGUUGUCCCAACCACAUCUGGCUCCAUGAUGGAGCUGAGGACAGUUGUAGCAGUGAUCAGACAUGGUGACCGUACACCAAAACAGAAAAUGAAAAUGGAGGUCAAACACAAAAAAUUCUUUGAUCUCUUCAAGAAAUAUGAUGGCUAUCGGAAUGGACAUUUAAAACUUAAGAAACCAAAACAACUCCAGGAGGUUCUAGACAUCGCCCGAUUUUUAUUGUCAGAGCAACAAUCAUCAUCAGAUCCAGAAAUAGCAGAGAAGAAAGCUAAGCUACAGCAGCUGAAACUAGUCUUAGAAAUGUGGGAUUUUCAUCACAAUUUCGAAAAACAGGCCAGCACUUUCUUGUGUUCAUCAGAAAAGUAUGGACAUUUUUCUGGAAUCAAUAGAAAAGUUCAACUCAAGUACCAACCCUAUGGUCAUCCAAAGAAAUCGUCGAGUGAGGAAGAUUUGAAUGGUGAGAUUGAACAUUGCAGUUUUGAUGAGUGUGAUAACUGUGAAAACAAUGACUCUCCACGCCAGCCGUCUUUAUUGUUGAUAGUGAAGUGGGGAGGGGAGUUAACUCCGGCUGGAAAAAUACAAGCAGAAGAUUUAGGCAAAGCUUUCAGGACGCUAUAUCCUGGUGGACAAGGCCAGUUUGAGACACCAGGUUUAGGAUUCCUUCGCCUUCACAGCACUUUCCGACAUGACCUCAAAAUCUAUGCUUCUGAUGAGGGACGUGUCCAGAUGACUGCAGCAGCUUUUGCUAAGGGGUUGCUGGCCUUGGAAGGGGAGCUAACUCCAAUCUUAGUACAGAUGGUGAAGAGCGCUAAUACUAAUGGACUAUUGGACAAACAGGGUGAAACCUCCAAGUACCAACACAUAGUCAAAGAACGACUGAUGAGCAUGUUGAAUGUGAACAAGGAGUUUGAUGAAGUUGACUAUGAAAAGUUGGCCCCGACACGGACAGACUCCUUGAGUCGUGCCCUGAAGUAUAUCUACAACCCACAGAAGAUGUGCCGUAAUAUCCAUGAUAUGGUGAAGGAACUGACCGCUCAAAUACGCCGACUCAAGAUGGAGCACCGACACAGAGAACUCAAACUUUACAAUGGAGAAUCAUGGGAGUUGCUGAUUCGUCGCUGGGCAAAACUAGAAAAAGAUUUCAGGAUGAAGGAUGGCCGUUUCGACAUCAGUAAAAUCCCUGAUAUCUACGACUGUAUUAAGUACGACCUACAACAUAAUCAAUCCACGCUUCAAAUCAAGAAAGCUGAGGACCUGUUCAAAUGUUCACGGGCUAUGGCUGAUAUUGUUAUACCACAGGAGUAUGGUAUCACUGUUGGAGAGAAACAACACAUCUCCCAGAGCCUGUGUACACCACUGAUGAGAAAGAUCAGGAGUGAUCUACAACAGUGUGUUUGUCCAUUUGAAGAUGAAGAGGGAGAAAGUACUCGUCUCAAUUCCAAAUAUUCCAACAAUGUGGCAUCACCGGAGAGGUUUGUAAGGACCCGGCUGUACUUCACCAGUGAGAGCCACAUCCAUUCCCUCCUCAACAUGCUGCGAUAUGGAGGACUCUGUGGGGACAAAACAGAUUCCCAAUGGUCUAAAGCUAUGGAUUAUGUGAGUGAACUAUCAGAGCUGAACUACAUGACACAGAUUGUGAUUAUGAUGUUUGAGGACCCCAGUAAGGAAAUCUCGUCAGACGAGCGGUUUCAUGUGGAGCUCCACUUUAGUCCAGGAGCGUAUACCUGUGGGGAAAAGAUUCUCGAUUUCCCUGUGGGUCGUGGUUAUCAUACACUGUCGAAAAAGGAGAAGCGUCUAAGCACAGGAGAUGACACAAACGAAACAAACGAACAGGUUGCCAUGGACACGCUGACCCCAGGGGAUGACGGACAGAGGAUGACCUACGUCGACCGGCCGCGCUCAGCACAGAUGGUGAUCCAAGAAACAUUAGAGGAGCUACAGGAGGCGGACAUAUUUGAUCACCAUGGCAACACUGAAACAUCAAAACCUCUGAAUAAGGAAGAUAUGUCACUGGCAUUUGAUAAGUCAAAAACAAAAGUGCCAGAACCCAAAUCUCCAGACCCAAGUGUCCCAGAAUGGGAUUGGGGUGAUGACGAUCAGAAGAGCAGAGAAUCUGUUACAGAUGAGUUGGACAAUAAGUCACCUACUGAAGUGACCGAGACAGAUGCCACAGACAGAGAUGGUAGUGUCCCAUCGUCAGGGGGAGCUACUCCUGUCAAUACUUCUCAACCUAUAGAGAUACAGGCCUCCAGGCCCAAAGAACCUGUGCGUUCCCAAAGUUUUGAGGAAAAGCGGAGUCGUAGUCUGGAAGACAAACAUCCAGAAGUUAAGGAGCACACUGCUUUGAUAGAACGCCAUUAUCUGACUGUCCAUCUCCCUUUAGCCAGUGACCACCACCGGCGAUCAUGGUCAAGCAUAUUUUGCCUUGGGACUGAUAGCCUUAAAGGUUUAGACGAAAAUGUGAUCCCGGUUAUGGCGCGAGCAAAGUCUGCGUCGGUCCUAGGAACUUCGGCGUUUGGAGGUUUCAACAUGGUGCCAUCCUUACGUCCCCUCGAAACACUACACAACAAACUAACCAUGCGGGACAUGGAUUUAUUCUUCGGCCGUGUCACCACCACCAAGUUUACUCCAGUGUCCUCUCCACCAUACGGUUCCUCAUCCAACACACCGGUUGUCUCACCACGACCACCAGCAUUCCUCAGAGGGACAGGUAUCAGUCUGCCUUCCUCUAGUAAUUCCAGUGCUGGUCCAUCAUCUCCAACAUCAGGAUCGACACCAGUCGACCUUGUCAGUCAGCUCCGCCUCUACAUCAAGGAGAUAGAUUCUGGCCAAUCAGAAAUGUUGACUGGCCAAUCAGAAACAGACACUAGCCAAUCAAAUGAACCGACAGAAAAUAAAACUGAUAAGCCUUGUCAUGUAGCUCCCAACACUGAAGGAAGUAAGUCUGGAGAUCAGUACACUGGAAACAGAUUCAAAGUCAGUCAAACAGAGCAAGGAGCUGUUCCAGCAAGAUGUGAAAACACCCAAUCAGAACUCACCAUUCCUCAAACAAACUGUCAGUCAGACCAGGCUACAUCUGAAGGACGGGAAAAAAGUUCUGACUCAAAAUCAAAACAGACAGAUGUAGGAGAAUUACAGAAGGAUAAUGCUCCCACGUGUGAAAAUGACACUGAUAUAAAAGAUAUUGAAACAAAAACAAAAUUAAAAAGUGAUAAAUUUGUGAUAGAUAGUGUAACUGAUGAAAGCCACUGUUGUAAAUAAUGAUGCAGCCAUUGUUUUAUAUUGACACUAAAUUUACCUGUAAUGAUGUUUACAUGUAUUU
Ylistrum balloti is the source of this 4578-nucleotide messenger RNA. RefSeq names its product inositol hexakisphosphate and diphosphoinositol-pentakisphosphate kinase 2-like. The record is from RefSeq and is a predicted model, not a curated record. Gene Ontology annotation, biological process: inositol metabolic process; inositol phosphate biosynthetic process. The transcript is spliced from 32 exons. Gene Ontology annotation, cellular component: cytosol. Bases 159 to 4517 code for a protein of 1452 amino acids. Gene Ontology annotation, molecular function: 5-diphosphoinositol pentakisphosphate 1-kinase activity; diphosphoinositol pentakisphosphate kinase activity; inositol hexakisphosphate kinase activity. Lineage: Eukaryota; Metazoa; Mollusca; Bivalvia; Pectinida; Pectinidae.